Messenger RNA from Fulvia fulva, 687 nucleotides. RefSeq lists its product as uncharacterized. Lineage: Eukaryota; Fungi; Ascomycota; Dothideomycetes; Mycosphaerellales; Mycosphaerellaceae. Bases 1 to 687 code for a protein of 228 amino acids. The record is from RefSeq and is a predicted model, not a curated record. The transcript is spliced from 2 exons.
AUGCCCGUCUCAUGGACUGCGUUCAUGGACCAGCGACUUCUGGUCGCCGUCCUUGCUGCCGUGAAGCUCCAUACAGCUGUUGUCGUGGCGAAGUGGCAAGACUUGUUCGGCAGAGACGAUGUUGAGCAGCCAACGCAGAGAGCCAUCGUGAAGCACAUCGGCAAGCUCAAGAAGACUCUUGACAUUAGUGGGGGCAAGACAUCUGGAGCCACGAGUGGCGUCAAGAAAGAGCCCAAGGGCGUCAAGACGCCGAAGAACAAGAAACAGAAAUUCAUUUCUGCGCCACUGACUCCGCCUGGAUCUGCUGACCACGAUGACGAUGAGAGAGGAAGCCUCAUGAAGGGUGAGAUCACAGAUCAAGACUCACCAAGUCCGACCAAGAAGCGUCUAAGGUCGAAGACUUUCAAGGCGAACACAUCCUCCAAGCGCAGGCGAGCGAACUUGAGCGAUGAGGAGGAUUCGAUGUCCGAUGGGGGCGAUGCUGAGGACGACGCCUCACCUGCGGAGCCAUCCUCCGUGAAGAAUGAAGAUGACGAAUUCGUUGUACCUGGCGAAAUGAGAUCCAACAAUGUUUCAAUUCCUGCGCGCAGUCAGCGACCCAGGCGAGCCAAAGCUGAGAGAAAGCCGAUAUUGAUCAACGACGAUACGACGGAAGAUGAAUGUGAUAUCGUCGAAGAAGCAGAGUGA